UCAAACCAGACAAACUUCGAUCAUGUUUCGUCUUUAUAAUUUAUCCAAAUGCGUCCGAGCAGAAACGUAAAUGGCGAUUCUUCUUUCUACGAGGAGAACCACCCCAUGUUCCUUCGCCGGCUGAGCUCUUUCAGCUCAUCCCUCCCUCCCUGCAGCCAUCCUGCUCUCUCCUGGGCCGGCUUCAGGAGCAGCAGUGCCUCCUCCUCCACCUACCUCCCCCACUUCACCCCAACUCGUCAUCCAUGGUCGUCUGUUCAGGGAUUUCCACCCUGGCCUCCUCAGCUCCCCCACUCCCACCCAUCAGCCCAUCAGGUCUUCACUGGUAGGACGUUACACCCUCUGAAUACCUACCGUGGUCCCUCUGCAGGUAGCUGGCGUUCAUUCUACACCUCUGCAGGCCGCAUGAUGGAGCGUCCUGACCGAGACAGAGAGCCUCCAUACAAACGGAGGAAGAGUGUGGAGGAGAAGAGGGGCGCUGAAGAAAAGGAAGGACACAGAGGAGGAGCACCAGGGGCAUCAGGAGGCAGGUCCAAGGAGGGAGGCUUUAGGAAAGAGCACCAUCACCAGGGCUCCAACAUUAACAGCAGCCUUCGAUCGAACCACCAUUUCCAAGAUGGAGGUCGAGACAGAGGGAAGAAUGGAGCUGUAAAAGGUGUCAGUCGGGAAAACAGCAGAGAUAAAGAUGUAGAAAGGACUAAAGUUGUGAAUAAAGACAGACAGCGAAAGGACAGUUCCAGUAAAGAUGGAUCUCCACAUCGAGGGAGGAAGGAACAUCAGCAAGGAGGACAGCAGGAUUCACAAACUGCAGGGGCCAGGACUCAGGACACCGUUUCAGUCCACAAACCCAACCCCUGGUUUAAAAAUAGAGGUACUGAGGAGCUGAGUGGGCUUCAAAGGUACCCAAAAGGGCCAGCAGAGCAGUCAAGGAAGUUAGGUAGUGAUGGGGGGCAGUGGCCGGAGCUCGUUUCUCAUCCUCACAGCACCACUCCCCAGCAAAACCCGUGGCAGGUAGAUGGAGCAAAAAGGCAACCUCCUCCACAUGCAGUCUCACAACCUGUGAAAACUCUUCAGAGACACUGGGAGCCCUGCAGUUCUGACCUCCAGCCACCAGGGGGCAGCACAAUGUUUGAUUUCUCAGUGAUGUCCUACAACAUUCUGUCCCAGGAGCUGCUGCAGGACAACGCCUACCUGUACCGACACUGUAACCCCAGCGUCCUUUCGUGGGAGUACCGGCGGCCCAACCUGCUGGCUGAGAUCCAGCAGCACAACGCUGAUAUCCUGUGUCUUCAGGAGGUUCAGGAGGACCACUAUGAAAACCAGAUUAAACCUGCUCUACAGGCUCUGGGUUACCACUGUGAGUAUAAGAAGCGAACAGGAAAGAAACCAGACGGUUGUGCUGUCACCUUCAAGACCUCCCGCUUCUCCCUCCUCUCCUCCAACCCUGUGGAGUUCUUCCGUCCUGGCGACGCCCUCCUCGAUCGGGACAACGUGGGAUUGGUUGUGCAGUUGCGACCUAACGACUCCAUCAGCCAGUCGGAUCCCUCCUCCUUCAUCUGCGUCGCCAACACUCACCUUCUGUACAACCCUCGUCGAGGUGACAUCAAACUGGCCCAGCUGGCCAUCCUAUUGGCUGAGAUCGGUCGACUGUCCCGCCUCCCGGAUGGAUCGGCCAAUCCGGUUGUGCUGUGUGGGGACUUUAACUCCACACCUUGGAGUCCGCUGUACAGCUUCCUGACCUCAGGCUGCCUGGACUAUCGCGGGAUGCAGAUCGGCAUGGUGUCCGGUCAGGAGAACAGUCCCAGAGGUCAGCGUCUCCUCACGUCUCCAAUCUGGUCUCACAGAUUGGGAAUCACCCAUCAGUGUCAGUAUGAGAACAAACCCACUGCUGAGUGCUCCCCCACCAGCCCUACAGCCGUAGAAGGAGGAAUCUCUAAUCUGUCUGUGGAAGACCUCGCCACCAAAGCUGCUGCUGCUGCUGCCUUUAACAGAGCGAGGAUUGAGCACGGCCUGAAGCUGCAGUCGUCCUAUCAACACCGGCUGAUGCCUGAUGGGAGACCUGAGAUCACCACAUGUCACUCCCGCACGGCAAUGACAGUGGAUUACAUCCUGUACACUCCAGAUUUCACCACACCUCCUUCAUUUCCUGGUGGGCGGGGCCUCCAGCUGCUGGGCAGGCUGUCAUUGGUCGGUGAGUCAGAGCUGGAGGAAGUCAACGGCCUGCCCAAUCAGCACCACUCGUCAGACCAUCUGCCUCUCCUUGCUCGCUUCCGUUUCCAGCGCUGACCUGGGCUCCUCAUGUCGACAGAGGACAGCCAAUCAGAACAGCUGUCAUACUGACAGUGCAACUAACAGGGAAGAAGGCAGCAUUAAAGAGGUCUGAUAAAUGAGCAGUCACGCACUCAGUUAAUGUUCAACCUAAUGUUCAAAUGUAAAUUUUCUUUGCCACGUGAACAUGAAAGAGGAUGAAGUGCCAAACAUGGAUUAAAUGCUAAAAUGUCUGUUGCUGGUGGUGAGUUAAUUGCCCACAAGGAACAACAUGUAAAACAGAGCUGGCUGCAGGUAGUAUACAUAUGAAAUAAGACGUCAUGGCCUACAGUUUUGAUUGAUCCAUUAAUUGUGAUUUAUGCAACUAAAGGUAACAACAAAGUGAACAUUUGUUUUUUUCUUUUGAACAAAAGAUUCUGCUCAGAGGUCUGCUCGGUGGUUAGCACCAUCUUAGAAGAUCCCCAGUUCACGUCCCGGCGAGGACACCUGGGAUCUUUCAGUUU
Stegastes partitus (bicolor damselfish) is the source of this 2768-nucleotide messenger RNA. It is a transcript of the gene angel2, whose product is annotated as angel homolog 2 (Drosophila). Gene Ontology annotation, biological process: 3'-UTR-mediated mRNA stabilization. Bases 49 to 2283 code for a protein of 744 amino acids. Lineage: Eukaryota; Metazoa; Chordata; Actinopteri; Pomacentridae. Gene Ontology annotation, molecular function: 3'-5'-RNA exonuclease activity; mRNA 3'-UTR binding. The transcript has 9 exons. The record is from RefSeq and is a predicted model, not a curated record.